AUGGCAGUACCAAAGCAGGAGGGCUUGAUACUUUUUGACUUUGAUGAUGAAGAAGAUGAUGAUAUAAACUUUACUGAGAACGCUCUUUCUGAAGAAAAGAGCCCAGCAUUUGACAAGGAUGAGGAUAAAUCAUCUUCUGUAGAAACAGAUGAAGAUAUGGGAGAUGAAAUACACAGUAUGUUGGAUCAAUUUGGAGGUUGGUGGCGAUCCCAACAUUGUACAACUUGUACCACCUUGUACAGUGGAUGCUUUCAUGGGAAGAACAUGUCUGAAGAAACAUCGCAAGAACAUCAUAUAGAUAACUCCAAAUUCAAGUCUAUUCAGGGAGUUGUGACCUCGCUGUGUAAUGACUAUGGCUGGAUUAAUGAAACCAUCUUCUUUAAUAUGAACUUAAUCAGUGACAACAUGCCUCUGAACAUAGGGACAAAUGUCCUUGCACUUGUGGAAGAAAACCCAAGAAAUCAUAUCUUCAAAGCAAUCAAGGUGAAAGCUAUGAAUAAUCUUCCUGAGGGCAGUGAGCCAUCAAAACUUGGCAGAAGGCUUUGUAUCAAAUGUGUCACCUCCGUAACUGAAGACAACAUCUAUAUCAGCAAGGACAUGUUUUUCCCGUUAUGCAUGUUUUCUGGAGGAUUCAGGCCAUUCAAUGGAGAUUUGCUGCUGGUUGAGUAUUCCAUGAACCCGGGCACUUCAAACAUGAAUAUCCACUCUGCAAGCCCCCUCAACUCUCAGAAUAUGGAAGAGGUCUGUGUUACCAGCAUUGAUGGAAGAAAUGGCAUGGUGGAAUCUACCAUUUUUUUUACCCUCGAUUCUCUCCACAUACCUUCUGGGUAUAUACCAGGAUUAUACGACAUAGUGGAUAUUGUUGCUGUGGACACUAUGCAACCACGCUAUUCUUGGAGAGCAGUAUCAAUGACCCCACUGCAAAUGGUGAACUAA
Arvicanthis niloticus (Nile rat) is the source of this 936-nucleotide messenger RNA. The record is from RefSeq and is a predicted model, not a curated record. NCBI's taxonomy places the organism in Eukaryota, Metazoa, Chordata, Mammalia, Rodentia, Muridae.